GGACGCAACUUGCUCUCUACCAGUUCUGAGAAAUCAAUCGGUGUAUUUGAUUCUGCGUUUCUCUACGGCCAUUGUGAACGGGAUCUGUUUUCAAUUAUGCCCGAAGACACGCCUGAAACCAAAGAAUGGGUACUGGAGCCCGAGACGGAGUACAGAUUCGAACUCGAUCCCGGUACUUCCCUCGCAGUCAAGCUGUCGCGUGGGCACGCUGAAAUAUUCGGAUUCGAGCUCGUAGAGGGGCAGACGUACGUCUUUGGUGCAGAAUGUAAAGGGGCGAUAUUCACCUGGCAGGGCUGUAUCAUCGAGGUCACGGGCCAUCCAUCGACGGAUUAUGUAUCUGAAGAAACGCCAAUGAACGCCUACGGAAACCUUCAUGUCGCAUUUGAACAGAUGCGGGUACGAGCGCUGGGGACCCUCAACGGAUCACCUCCCCCGGAUUCAAAGCCGGAUAUCAAUGCCGAACCGCCGCGUGUCUUAAUACUGGGACCCGAAAACUCCGGCAAGACGAGUGUGUGCAAGAUCCUGGUCAACUAUGCGGUUCGUGCCGGUCAAGGAUGGACCCCGCUUCUGGUGAACCUCGAUCCGAGCGAAGGGGGCUGGUCUGCGCCCGGUGCUCUGUCUGUUGCUCCCGUGAGCAGCCCCUUGCCAACUUCUUCUCCCGCGAAUAUCCUCGGUACAGCUGCUACUUCGGCGCCAACGUCUUUGUCUUCAAAUGCGUUGCUGCCGCUUGUGUAUUGGUAUGGGCAUCAGGAAACUAGGAAGAAUACUCUUUUGAUGGACAGACUCAUUCGUAACCUCGGUGAGAACGUUCGGGAACGGCAAGACAACGAUCCCAGAGGAAGCGCCGCAGGCAUCAUUGUUGAUACCCCUUCGUCCUUGGGCUCAGGCCCCGCAUCAUCUGCUGAGCAUCGACAAAGACUAAUAAAAGCUUGCGUAGAAUCUUUCCGAAUCAACGUCAUUCUCGUCGUGGGGCACGAGAAACUGAACGUUGAAAUGCAACGCACCUACGGGUCUCGGCUUACUGUGGUGAAGAUACCAAAGUCCGGCGGCGUACGAACGAUCUAUUUUCACGUUCUUCUCUUCACUCACAAUUCCCAGGUCGUCGAACUCGAUCAUGGAUAUCGGGAACGGGUACACAACUAUCAGAUGCACACAUACAUGUACGGCCAAGUCAUACAGCCUCCCGCAGGAAUUCCAGCAUCCUCGGUCAACGCGGACACUUUCACAGACAUAAUACUGUCUCCGUCGUCUUCUGUCAUUAGUUUUGAUGAUCUCACCAUAUACCGGAUCGGUGCAGCAACUAUGGCCCCCUCGGACGCUCUCCCCGUAGGCGCCAAACGCGUGGUCUCAGAAACCCAGCCCGUACUCGUCAACCCCAGCCAGGCGGGUUCUGGUCUCCUGAACGCCGUAGUCGCUCUUCUAUCCCCCUUCAACCCAGACGAGAACGAGCGAUACGACGAAGAGAUUCUCGACCUUACAGUGGUGGGAUUUCUGGUGAUAACAAAGCUGGACAUUCCUCAACGUAAGAUGACCAUUCUGGCGCCGAAUCAAGGGUCUCUCGUGGGAAAGACUGCUAUCGUUGGUUCGUACGAAUGGCAGGAUCAGUAGCUGGUAAUUAUUCGACUUGUUGAUCCUUGUAGCUUUUACCUUAAGGCACUACCAAUUGAUAUCGUUUCCCCCACAUGGUUAUUGAAUGACAAAAGUUAAGGCACUUAUCAAUUCUCCAACUCGAUUACUAUUAGCCUAGGUGCCAGACGUCGCUCAAGGGAGAACGACAGCAGCGGGUUGAUUUUCUGAUGAACCAUCGUUUUGAACCUAACCCGAAAUUUUACCCAUCAUCUAGCAUCUGAUCACCGGUAGUCACCGGUCCGUGAUGUAGGAAUGGUAUGUAUGCUGUGUUUUGUUGCCUCGUUGUCGUCAAAUGCGGUUCGAAAAAUCAGUUUUCAUUUAGCAAAAUGGUUUGUACUUGAUGAUUGGCCCCAACAACUGUUCAACCGCAGCCGCUGCGGUACCGGCUGAUUGGAUACGAACCUGACGGCGCUGAAGUGCUUUGCAAGCUUUUGACAUUAUUGGUGCAUCCCCCGAUCUCGGACGCCCUA
This is a messenger RNA of Desarmillaria tabescens, 2099 nucleotides long. RefSeq lists its product as uncharacterized. The transcript has 7 exons. Gene Ontology annotation, cellular component: nucleus; mRNA cleavage factor complex. Bases 97 to 1608 code for a protein of 503 amino acids. Gene Ontology annotation, molecular function: polynucleotide 5'-hydroxyl-kinase activity. Lineage: Eukaryota; Fungi; Basidiomycota; Agaricomycetes; Agaricales; Physalacriaceae. Gene Ontology annotation, biological process: tRNA splicing, via endonucleolytic cleavage and ligation. The record is from RefSeq and is a predicted model, not a curated record.